GCCGGCUUGUGACAGGCGCUGGCACUCAAGGGCAGCACCGUCCACUACCUUACUAAGGGUUGCCAAGAGGGAGUCUUCUAUCCGUAUUUCUGGGGCUCAACCUUGUCUCUCAUCCCUAUCGCCUGGUCGCGUCGUCCGGAUCAUCCGUUGCCCUGUGGAGGCCCCUCUGAGAGAGAAACCGCCGAAUAUCUUCCAACCUCACGCCUCUCUCACCUCCUCUGCCCAUCGCUCCCCAGUCGAGCAGGCUCCUCAGCUUUCAAACAACGUCUACUCGUUCCCAGAUGCCUCCGCAAAGCCACAACAUCUUGGAAAGUGGCUAUUGGGAGGAGAUCAAGCCGGAUUUCAAGCUCCCCGCGCCCGCUCGCGCAGCACAAUGGUUUCUAGAUCUGAUACGGCCCGCCUUUUUGACCAGAGCCGCGGGGCCGCGCAGCAAGCAAGUCAUCAGACGCACGGCGUAUCUCGAUGGCCUGAGAGGAUUUGCAGCGUUUCUGGUGUAUUGGCAACACCAUCAAAUGUGGGCGCGCGAGGCGAUAGCUGCUGAUGCCAUCUUCGAGAACGCUUUCGGGUACGACAAUCAGUAUUACUUUGCCGCUUUGCCAGGCAUACGAACGUUCUUCUCCGGCGGCCAUUUCGCUGUCACCGUCUUCUUCGUGAUUUCGGGAUACGUGCUGUCUGCGAAACCAUUACAGUUGAUCCAGGCUGGCGAAUACCUGAAACUCGGAGACAAUCUGGCAUCAGCAUUGUUCAGACGGUGGCUACGACUACAUAUCCCAGUUAUCUGCACAACAUUUGUAUAUAUGACAUCGUGGCACAUGUUUGGAAUUUGGACGUCUACGGAACACAAAUCGAAUUGGCCCGACGAGCUGUGGAAUUGGUAUGUUGAGUUCAAGAACUUCAGCUUCGUGUUCAGGACGGGCGGCGAACCUUGGUUCACUUACAAUUUCCACGCAUGGUCGAUCCCGGUCGAGUUCCGGGGCUCUAUUGUCAUCUACACCUCACUCCUGGCGCUCUCGAGAUGCACAAGGAAUGCUCGUCUCUGGUGUGAAGUGGGGCUCAUCUUUUACUUCAUGUAUAUUGUAGAUGGCUGGUUCUGCUCCAUGUUCAUGUCGGGCAUGCUCCUCUGUGACCUCGAUCUGCUCUCUGCGAACGGCAAUCUUCCCAGUUUCUUCUUCAGGCUGGAGAAGCGCAAGAAGGCAAUCUUCUACAGCCUCUUCGUCAUCAGCAUAUAUCUGGGUGGUAUUCCUUCCCACAGCUUGGAUGUCCAGGUGUUGAAGGUGUCGCCUGGAUGGAAAUAUCUCUCAUAUCUGAAGCCACAGGCUGUCUUCGAUUAUAAAUGGUUCUACCUCUUCUGGGCCGCGUCUUUCAUCGUGGCUUCGAUUCCACGCAUAUGGUGGCUCAAGAGCUUCUUCGAGAUGCGAUUCAACCAAUACCUCGGCCGUAUCUCCUUUGCCUUAUACCUGGUCCACGGACCGGUGCUCUGGACUCUCGGAGAUAGACUCUAUCACGCGACUGGGUGGUCGAGGGAAUCGCAUGCGCUGCCCCUGGCCAGUUGGAUCAACAUAUUCCCAUUAUCCAAGGCGGGACCGCUGGGUCUGGAGUUGAGUUUCCUCGUCCCGCAUCUGAUCCUCUUGCCAGUCACACUGUGGCUCGCUGAGAUAGUCACCAAAUUGUUUGAUGAACCAAGCGUCAGAUUUUCCCAGUGGGCGUAUGUGAAGACGAUGGCACCGUCUAUAAAAUCAUGAGAUAUAUAAGCAUAUGAACAUCCUUAGAUUUAAUGUAUAUAGAGUGGACUCUUUAUAGGAAUAUAUUACCACUCCAC
Messenger RNA from Amorphotheca resinae ATCC 22711, 1819 nucleotides. RefSeq lists its product as hypothetical. Gene Ontology annotation, molecular function: acyltransferase activity, transferring groups other than amino-acyl groups. The transcript has a single exon. Lineage: Eukaryota; Fungi; Ascomycota; Leotiomycetes; Helotiales; Amorphothecaceae. Gene Ontology annotation, cellular component: membrane. The record is from RefSeq and is a predicted model, not a curated record. Bases 282 to 1742 code for a protein of 486 amino acids. Gene Ontology annotation, biological process: polysaccharide biosynthetic process.